AUGAUGGAAAAGCAACCGUCAAACAACAGUGUCCUUGAUCAGUUUAUUAAUAGCCAGGAGCAGACAUAUGAAGAAUUUCUCAGCACGUUCACUUAUCUUUGGAAAGAAGAGGUGAAAAUGAAAAGCCGAGUAUCUGAAAUGGAUUCCAUAGAAAAUACAUUUUCAAUGCUUGAGUUGUCAAACAGAAAUAAACAGAAUGUCUCUCCUGUAAGAAACAAAGAGCCAUCAGUGUCUCUCUCAUCACAGACUGUGGAUGAAGACCAGAUAAUGAUGGGUGAAGGCUGGAAAGUUGGCUGCUCUAACCAAGAUGACCUCAGUCUGGCAAGAAGAGUGAAGGUGGACAAUUACUUGGAGUUGGAAGAUUUUGACACAGAUGAUGAAUUCGGUCAAGGGAUAUAUAGUGCAGGGUCAUUAGUGCUUCCAGGAGAGGUGGAACAGACAGCGACUUGCUAUACACCUUCCUUUGAUCAGCCUACUAAUCUGGAGUUCGGGACCUUGUCAAUUACACAACCAUCAAUCAGCAAAACACAAGAGCUCUGUGGGGAUGAAGUUCAGCUGUUCUCCCUUGAUGAAGAAUUUGACUAUGACAGUGUGGCAUUGACCCCCAGGUUCUCUGAGGCUGAGAUGAAGGCCAUUAUAAACUUGUCUGAACAGAAAAAAGUAAGGAUCGGCCUUAAGUCACCAGGAUCUGAAGACUGA
Messenger RNA from Emys orbicularis (European pond turtle), 699 nucleotides. It is a transcript of the gene IFTAP, whose product is annotated as intraflagellar transport associated protein. Gene Ontology annotation, cellular component: cytosol; 9+0 non-motile cilium. The transcript has 6 exons. Gene Ontology annotation, biological process: acrosome reaction; spermatogenesis. The coding region runs from base 1 to 699 and encodes 232 amino acids. The record is from RefSeq and is a predicted model, not a curated record. NCBI's taxonomy places the organism in Eukaryota, Metazoa, Chordata, Testudines, Emydidae. Gene Ontology annotation, molecular function: intraciliary transport particle A binding.